AUGCUUGUACGUUCACUCUCUUUGCGCUAUGGUAUCAACGCCGCCCUCAUGGCCCUUGGGGCUGCGGUCGUCGGUGCUGUACCUCCCCUGGAGAUCAAGGGAACCGACUUCAUCAACCCUCAGACUGGCGAGAAGUUCCAGAUUGUUGGUAUGGCCUACCAACCUGGAGGAAGUGCCGGUUACGAUCCUUCCACUGGGAAAGAUCCUCUAAGCCACAAGGACGAAUGCAUGCGAGAUGCUGCCCUUAUGCAAAUUCUUGGUAUCAAUGCCAUUCGUGUCUACAACCUCGACCCUAAUAUCAACCAUGAUGACUGUGCUAGCAUUUUUAAUGCCGCCGGAAUGUACAUGAUGAUCGAUGUCAACUCUCCCCUGCCUGGUGAGGCCAUUCACUCUGAGGCCCCCUGGGAGAGCUACUACACAGCAUAUCUCAACCGUACCUUUGCCAUUACUGAGGCGUUCGGCAACUACCCAAACACUCUUCUUUUCUUCUCUGCCAAUGAGGUUAUCAACAACGAAGCCACUGCCGCGCAUGCUCCCCAGUAUAUCCGUGCUGUCACUCGCGACCUCAAGAACUACAUCAAGAAUAACUUGAAACGCCAAAUUCCCGUUGGUUAUUCGGCCGCUGAUGUUCGCGAGGUUCUUUGGGAUACCUGGAACUACCUGCAGUGCUCUGAUCCAGAAGAUGAGGGUGAUAUGAGUCGUGCGGAUCUUUUUGCUCUCAACUCGUACUCCUGGUGUGGCGCUGAAGCCACGUACGAGAGCUCUUCUUACAACGACCUUGUGUCUGGUUUCGAAUCCACUUCUGUUCCUAUUUUCUUCAGCGAAUAUGGCUGCAACCAGCCCCAGACUCGUUACUGGAACGAAACCCAGUCCAUGUACGGCAAAAAGAUGACCCCGGUCUUCUCUGGUGGCGUUGUUUAUGAGUAUACCGAGGAGGACAACAACUAUGGACUCGUCAAGAUCAGCGGCGAUAAACUUCGAAUUCUUGGUGAUUUCAACCGCCUCAAGAACCAGUUCGCUAAGAUCGACUGGAAGGACGUUCAGUCUCAACCUGCAAGCAAGAACCCAGCCAAGGCCCCAACUUGCAAGGGUUCCAUCAUCAAGGACAGUGGAUUCGACAACAACUUUACUCUUCCUGUUAUUCCCAAGGACGCCCAGAAGUUGGUCGACAACGGAAUUAAGAAUAAGCCCAGCGGAAAGAUCAUCGACAUUUCGGACUGGAACGUCAAACUUGCUGUCAGUAAUGCCGAUGGCAGCGCGCUCAAGAAUCUCAAGGUGGUUCCUCUUAAGGACGAUGAAUCCAAUGCGUCUGGUAGCAACGACGCAGACACCGGCAGUGAGACCACCGAUGACAAGAACAGUACCAGCUCUGACAACAAGACCGAAUCCUCAGGAGGAGCCAACGAAGACGAUGAGGAUGCUGCCGUCAUCACUCGGCCUUUAGUCUGGGUUAUGGGCCUACCUCUGGCCGCUAUGAUGUUUGCGCUAUAA
Messenger RNA from Fusarium sp. VM40, 1491 nucleotides. Lineage: Eukaryota; Fungi; Ascomycota; Sordariomycetes; Hypocreales; Nectriaceae. The record is from the annotation of a GenBank genome assembly.